AUGGUCAUGGACUCGCUCCCCAGCGCCAUCUCGACACCGGUUUCGUUCUACACCGCCAACGACUCGGACGCGCAGCAUGAGUCGACGACGGCGAGCAGCCCCGUUCAGGACGCAUCCUGCCCGUACCGCGCGACCCGUCAGCUCCCGCGGGAGCUGAAGGAGCACUGCCAGAUUUUCCUCGAGGAACAGCUUUAUAUGUGCGCCAUCAACCUGCUCAGCAGCGUCCUCGGCACGGGCGUUUCGCGAGCACCCGGUGGCCGUUGCAAACCAGCGCUGGCGCCGCCGCCGAGCCACCUCGCCUUGCUCAGCACCCUCAUCGUCCACCCGACGCACACGACACGAGCCGACAAGCCGGAGCAUCUCGACAUCUCUUCCCUUGCCCUCGGGUACCUGCGCAACCUCCUGGCCUUGGCCGGGCCCAUCAACGCCGGCUUCCGGGCCGCGUUCCAGUACGGCUCAACGCCGCGGUGGGCGGGGCGGCGGCAUGCCGACGCCGGACACGGCAGUGACAGCGACAUGUCGGAUGCCGACGACCGCGAUCACGAUAGGUUACGUGGCCGGAUGGCCAACGAGGCGAGCCUGUGGACCCGCGGCCGCGACCUGUGGUCCACGGUGGGCUGGGCGUUCAACACGGCGACGCUGCAUCCCCAUCGUUGGCGGUACUGGCGCCUCUGGCUGGAGUACAUGCUCGACGUCCUCGAGGCCGACUGGAACGAGAGGGAGAGGAUCGACCUCGAAGCCUUUGGCGUUGAGGAUGGGCCCAAGCGCCAGCCUCGGUCGUCGCGGCAGGAAUCCAUGAUAGUCAUGUACAUGGACCAGCAAGAAAACCGACAGGCGGGCUUCAAGCGCAUUCUGAAGGCGCUCUUUGCCGAUGGCGAAUCGCCGUCGUCAUCUUCCUUUCCGGAGGUGUUCGAGAAGGAGCACAGAGGGCUCAAGAAGACGACGCGGAAGCGCAAACGAGAUCUGGUGCUGGACGUGGAGAACGACAAGUUCGGCGACUACUUUGACGACGACUCCAUCUCCUCGGGCGUCUCGGAACCGCCGACGCCGCAGAAGCCGCUGGAUGCUCGGAAGGAGGCCUCGUUCGUGUGCUCGAACCCCGGCCUCGCCGAAUCGGUUACUCUACGGCUGCGAUUCUUCGCCCUGCUCUCCGCUGCCACCUUUGCCCUCCGCAAGCGGUCGGAGCUUAACCAACUGUACGAGAGCUUCGCGGCCGCCUCCAAGGUGCUCCCGCUGCCCUUGUUCUCGCUCUUCGUGAGCCCGAGGGACAACUCGCUGCUUCCCGAAACGCGCGUCACACUCAUCAAGGAGCUGUUCCAUCUACUGCUACCCUCUAGCUUCAAGAGUCCGAGAAAGGUGGACCCGGAAGGGGACGCCGUCGGCAGCCUGACCAUGCCGAUGCUGGAGCACUGCUACAUUGCCUUGCCGGCGAAUACGGUCGGGCUCGAGGACAACGCCAAGUUGUCGCUGCUAGUGGAGAGUGCGAUGCAGCUGCUGUGGUCGUGCGACAUGUUGGAAUACACCGACAGCUUCGCCGAAGCCGCGAGCGAGGGAACGCGGGCGAGGGAGGCCAAGGCGAGGAAGAAGAGGACGGGCAAGAUGCGGGUGGCCGACACGGCCGACAUUAUCGCUCAGGAUAUCCUGACCAACUCUGGCCGGAGAAUCGCCGUCUUUCUGGAGGCACUGAAGGCCACCACGGGUUGA
Molecule: messenger RNA, 1704 nt
Organism: Drechmeria coniospora
Lineage: Eukaryota; Fungi; Ascomycota; Sordariomycetes; Hypocreales; Ophiocordycipitaceae
Exons: 2
Coding region: 1-1704 (567 amino acids)
Source: RefSeq, a predicted model, not a curated record